UACAGUAGUGGAGUGGAGUUGAAGCUUAUCGGACCCCUCCGUCACGUCUCAAGAGGCGUUUACGUACUCCGCAUUCCAAACUUGCGCGUGCAAAGCUUUGAGCUUCUCCAGACCAGAGCAUCCGAAUUAUUACAACACAGCCAUUUUCACAGACUCACCAUGGGCAAACGAAAGAAGGCUGCAAAGAAACCCACGGGCAAAAAGAACGAACCUCUAGCAAAGUCAUUCCCUUGUCUCUUCUGCAACCACGAGAAUUCUGUCUCGGUGGAGAUCGACAAGAAAGGUGGCGUGGGCAACCUAUCCUGCAAAGUAUGCAGCCAACAGUUCCAAUGCGCCAUCAACUAUCUCUCGGCAGCUGUUGAUGUUUACUCGGAAUGGGUUGAUGCUUGCGACACGGUAGCGAAAGACGAUGGCGAGGAAGGUGGUGGCAGUUUUGCCCCAGCGCGCGCUCCUGUUGCUAGCAGACCGAGUGUUGGAAAUACUAGAGACGACGACGACGACGAUGACCACGACGAUAUUAUAGAUGAUGAGGACGGGCUGGGUGGCUAUGGUGGGCAUGGUGUCGUGGCGGACGAUGAAUAUUGA
This is a messenger RNA of Lachnellula hyalina, 585 nucleotides long. Its product is annotated as Transcription elongation factor 1-like protein. Gene Ontology annotation, molecular function: RNA polymerase II complex binding. The transcript has 4 exons. Gene Ontology annotation, cellular component: transcription elongation factor complex. Gene Ontology annotation, biological process: transcription elongation by RNA polymerase II. The record is from RefSeq and is a predicted model, not a curated record. The annotation marks the transcript as partial. Lineage: Eukaryota; Fungi; Ascomycota; Leotiomycetes; Helotiales; Lachnaceae.